Molecule: messenger RNA, 467 nt
Organism: Pogonomyrmex barbatus (red harvester ant)
Lineage: Eukaryota; Metazoa; Arthropoda; Insecta; Hymenoptera; Formicidae
Gene: Hn
Product: phenylalanine hydroxylase
Source: RefSeq, a predicted model, not a curated record
CCGAAACUAAUCCAUGGCGGAAAUUAUAUCAAAGAGGGUAGAGAUUCAGCUAAGAGUAUCUGCUUAAUUUUUUCUCCCAAAGAAGAAGAUGAAAUUGGAUCCUUGGGAAGAUAUCUCCAACUCUUUGCCAAACACAAAGUGAAUCUCUUAUACAUCGAGUCUAGAAGUUCUCUUCGACGACCAAAUGGCUAUGAAUUUAUGGUAGACUGUGCGCCGGGUGGUAACAUAGCUUCUGCCAUUGAAUCUUUACGUGAUCAAUGCAGCUACUUUUCGAUAAUUUCAAGAAAUCACAAAGACAAUAUGGAUACUGUACCGUGGUUUCCGAGGAGAAUACGCGAUCUCGACAAGUUUGCCAAUCAAAUUUUGUCUUACGGUGCUGAACUUGAUAGCGAUCAUCCUGGUUUUACGGAUCCCGUGUACAGAAAAAGAAGAAAAUAUUUUGCAGAUAUUGCUUAUAAUUAUAAGCA